AUGGAGCCUCACAAUAUACCUGCGGAUACGUCACCACCAUCAACAACCCCCUUUAGAGAAAGCGAUUCGGUGCAUCAUGAGGCGGGAACACCACGAACUUCCCAAUCCGUGUGGUCUCAGGCUAAUGAUGCGUCUGCUCAUUUGAAAAUGCAAAAUGAGUACCGCAUCAAGGUCAAACAGCGUCAACAAAUUCUGGAUAGAAUCAACAUCGAACGCAUACUUCCGCAUCUUAGCAGUAUUUCCGUGCACGAGCUCGAGGCAAAAUUAUCGGUACUGGAACGUCAGUACGAAUCAUUUCACCAUCUACAAUCAGAAUUGGAGCUAAUGAACGAUGAAGAACUCAAUCAACCACAUCGGGAUACAUUCGAUGAAUCCUUUUGUGCAGCGAAGGCAAUAAUAGUGCAGCGCUUAAAUGUGCUUAACCCCGCACGCCGAGAAACUAUAUUCAACAGCACAGCGAUUGCAUCUCCGUCACAUCGAGUCAACCUUCCGAAACUUCAACUCACGAAAUUCAAUGGUCAUCAUCGAAAUUGGAUGGAUUUUUACAACAUGUUUUUAGCGCUCGUUCACAACAACAACCAAUUAGCAAACAUCGAGAAGUUUCAGUACCUCCGAUCAUGUCUCGUCGACUCAGCAGCUAGCCUCAUACAAUCGUUUGAGGUGACCGAUGAAAAUUAUAUCAAGGCGUUGGAUCUGUUACGGUCUAGAUAUGGAAACAAGCGGCUAAUUUUCCAAGCUCAUAUUCAACAUAUUUUCGAAGUACAGGGAGAAACAAGGCCGAAUGCAUCAUCGAUGAGGGCGUUCAUAGACGUCGUCAAUACCAACUUACGAGCUGUACAAUCACUAGCUUCAAAUCAGCAAGUAUCAGAUGGCAUACUCUUGCAUCUGGUAUCCUCAAAGCUCAAUACAGACACGAAAGCCAAGUGGGAGGAAGAGGUUACCCACUUGUUUGAUCAGCGAUCAACUGCCAUGAGUUUUCAUCUGCCCACUUGGGAGGACUUAGCAAAAUUCUUAGAACGUCGUUGUCAAAUUGCAGAUAUUUUGGAAGCCGGGCAGCCUAAAACACUCAUACCAAGAACUCAGCUAACAACUCAUAGGCACAACAAACGUGACGAAAAAUGGGCUAUGGUGACUACCAAACAAACAAAGUGUGAACUUUGCAAUGCGGUUCCCCAUCAUAAUGCCUUCAAAUGCGACACGUUCCGUGCAAUGGAUCCACUUGCAAGAUAUAACUGUGUGAAAAGACUGAACUUGUGCUUGAAUUGCCUUGGAUCAGGUCAUAAAUCGAAUGAUUGUCCUUCAGUCCAUCGCUGUAAACACUGCAAUGUAAAACAUCAUACACUAUUACAUCGAAAUGAUUCAGCCAGUACCAACAUAUCACCAAGAGCAGGUUUGCUCUCAUCAUCUGCUCUUAAGGUGAGUCUCGAUCAAUCAGAAGUUAUUCUUGGAACAGCAAUUAUUCAUGUUUUUAAUUCUCGGGGAGUGAGCAUCCGAGCUCGCGCUCUGCUAGAUUCCGGAUCUCAACUGCAUUUCAUCACGGAGAAAUUGGCACAACAUUUAAGAGUAACUCGAAAGGGCGUAGAUAUCGACGUCAGUGGAAUAGGUCAAAGGAGAGCAAAGGCGCAACAUUUAUGUUGCAUAGCGAUUAAAUCUCUAACCGAAGAGUAUAGUGCUACCAUUGAUGCACUAAUCAUACCAUCCAUUACGUCAUGUCAACCUAGUCGUCGCAUCGAUCAGUCAACCAUUUCGAUUCCAGAUACCAUUUCCAUCGCUGAUCCGACAUUCAACAUACCAGGACAGAUUGACAUACUCAUUGGAGCAGGAUUAUUUUUUGAGAUACUUAGUAAGGGCCAAAUACGUCUCAACGGUCCAGUAAUACAAAAUACCAAAUUUGGUUGGGUGGUUGCAGGUGCCAUUCCUGCGCACGUAACAUCAGCAGCUGAUCCAUCACCUCCAUACAAAGCAUUCACAUCAGUCACAUCAGAGUCCAUUUUAGAUAAGCUCCUGGAAAGGUUUUGGGCAAUCGAAGACAUUCCAGCAUCGUCAUCGUCGACUCUAUCAUCGGAUGAGCUCGAAUGUGAAUCCUAUUUCAGCUCUACUACUCACAGGUGUCCCGUUACCAAUAAGUUCAUUGUUCGCCUUCCAUUUCGUGAAGAACCUCAUCACCUGGGUGCUUCAGAAGAAACCGCAGGCAAAAGAAUGUUUUCGUUAGAAUCCAAACUGAAUCAAAACUCAAAUCUUCGCAGAGAUUACAAUGAAUUCAUGGAAGAAUAUAUCAAUAUGAAGCAUAUGAUUCCAGUUAAUUUAGAAUAUUCACCAAGAAAUCGCCUAAACUAUAUUCCCCACCACGGGGUCACAAAACUUGAUAGCUCGACUACUAAGCUGCGGGUAGUCUUUGACGCCUCCUGCAAAACCUCAAAUGGAUAUUGCCUAAACGAUAUGUUGAGAGUUGGUCCCCAGCUACAAGAUACGAUAUUCACAAUUUUGACCCGAUUCAGAAGACACAAAUAUGUCAUUAUGGCUGACAUUGCCAAAAUGUAUAGGCAAAUCUGGGUCGACGAACGAGAUACCCAAUGGCAAUGCAUUUUCUGGCGCCCUAACUCUCAACAACCACUUACCACAUAUCAGCUACAAACAGUUACUUAUGGUACUAGUUGCGCACCGUACCUUGCUGUAAAAUGUCUACAACAGCUGGCAAUUGAUGAAGCGAAAACUUACCCAAUCGGAUCAAAGGUAACACUAAGCGACUUCUAUGUAGACAAUUUAAUAAGUGGCGCAGCUAGUAUCGGCGAGGUCAUCGAAAUCAAGAAUCAAACCAUAAACUUACUGAAUUGCGCGGGAUUUCCUUUACGAAAAUUUGCUUCGAACGCAUCCGAAAUUGUUGCCGAUAUUUUACCAGAAGACAAAGAAGAGACAAUUCGUUUCCAUGACACUGAGUUUGUAAAAACGCUAGGGUUAAAAUGGUCACCAGUUGAGGAUUGCUUUCUAUUUCAUUUGGUAGCGGAUAAUAGCGUUAAAACUACAAAGCGUUCAAUUCUAUCAAAAUUGGCAAGUUUUUUUGAUCCGAUAGGUCUCCUCAAUCCUUUGAUUGUAACAUGCAAAAUUUUGAUGCAACAACUGUGGAAGCUGAAGUCGCCAUGGGAUGAUGAGGUCCCACCCGGGAUCAAGGUUCAUUGGGAGCUAUUCAAUAAACAAUUACCGCUUUUACAAACAUUAAAAAUACCCAGGUAUGCUAAUAUUGAUAUCGAUACUAAACUUCACGCAUUUGCAGAUGCAAGCACUAAGGCAUAUGGAGCAUGUGUGUAUGCAGCAUGGAGUGAUGCAUAUGGUGAGCAUUCGUCACUACUCUGUGCUAAAUCUCGAGUGGCACCAACGAAAGAGAUUACAUUACCUAGGCUAGAACUUUGUGCAGCCCUAAUGGCCGCAGAACUGAUGUCAGCAGUUAACAACAUACUCAAUCUUCCUAGCGCAAAUGUAUACUGCUGGUCAGAUAGCACAAUUGCGCUUGCUUGGAUAGCAGGUGAACAGUCGAGAUGGAACGUUUUCGUGGCCAACAGGGUAGCAAAAAUACAGCAAUUAACGAAAACCUUCUCCUGGAAUCACGUACCAACAGACCAGAAUCCCGCUGAUAUUGUAUCACGUGGAGCAUGGGCCAGCGAACUUUUACGAAAUACACUUUGGUGGCACGGACCAGAAUUUAUCCAACAGAGCUGUGAUUAUUGGCCUUCAGCAGUGCAUGUAUCACAAAACGAAUUACCAGAACAGCGGCUUCAAAGAACUGCAUUAAUUGCUAUUCCAACUUCUGACUUCAUUAGUAAACAUAAGUAUGUUAAUAGCUACAUGAAAUUGCUGAGAAUUUUUGCUUAUGUAAGUCGAUUUAUUCGUGGAUGUCGAAAGCAGUCAUCAGUUAAUGAUUGCAUCAACAUAUCGGCACCUGAAAUGGAUGAAGCAUUAGAAUUGAUAUGCAGACAUAUUCAAUAUAUUUCAUUUUCAGAAGACAUCCACGCCAUUGAGAUUGGAGAACAACAUCGCAACUCAAAGCUAAUUUCAUUGUCGCCAUUCUUGCAUAAGAACCUACUCAGAGUUGGAGGGCGACUUAAAAAUUCAUUAUUGCCUUUUAACAGUAAACAUCCAAUUCUACUUCCAUCAUCACACGCAUUUGUAAAUACAUUAAUUCGACAUUUUCAUCAUCAUCACUUGCACGCCGGAGUCCAAACGCUUCAAAACAUUUUAAGAGACAAGUUCUGGAUAACAAACGCACGCCAUGUUAUAAGAAGGGUAAUUCACGAUUGCGUAUUAUGCUACCGCAGUAACCCAAUUAUUGCUGAGCAGAUUAUGGGGCAUCUUCCAGCCGAUCGAGUCCAACAAACUUACCCGUUCGAAGUGACAGGAGUGGAUUAUUGUGGACCUGUCCUUAUAACUCAACGAAUUCGCGGCCGUUCACCAAUUAAGUCUUAUAUUGCAGUAUUUAUUUGUUUUGUAACUAAGGCAGUACAUUUAGAAGUUGUACCCAAUUUGUCCACACAAGCAUUUAUAGGUACCUUAAAGAGAUUUAUCGCUCGACGGGGGAAAAGUCGCAAAAUAGUGUCCGACAAUGCUACCAAUUUUGUGGGUGCCAAUCGAGAACUACGCCAGCUUUUGUCCGCUUUCGUUACCAAGGAACAUAUAGAAGAGGUUCAACGUACAUGCCUGGAGAAUGGAAUCGAGUGGCAGUUCAUACCUCCCAGGUCUCCACACUUUGGUGGACUCUGGGAGAGUGCAGUUAAAUUAGCAAAGUACUUUCUUCGUCGUGCUAUCGGAACCACCACCCUAACGUUGGAUGAGCUUCAAACUGUUUGUUGUCAAUCCGAGGCAAUAAUCAACAGCCGUCCACUUACGCCGAUGUCGACAGAUGCUAAUGACAUGCGCCCAUUAACACCGGCUCAUUUUUUAAUAGGACGGCCUCUGACAACAAUUCCAGACUCGAACUUUUUGGGCCGUAAUGAUAACUUACUGAAGCGCUACCAAAUAGUCCAGCAAAUACACCAAAAUUUUUGGGAAAGAUGGCACUGCGAGUAUCUUAAAAAUUUACAACAGCGAACAAAAUGGAAAAGGGAAUCUCAAAAUUUACAAACGAAUGACAUGGUCUUAAUAAAGGAGGAAAAUACACCUCCACUUAAGUGGACAACAGGUCGCAUCACUGAAGUCAAGCCUGGCGACGAUGGUCGUGUUCGUGUAGUGGUAGUAAAAACCAGAAAUGGUCUACAAACACGAGCAAUAUCAAAGAUUUGCAAAUUACCAGUAUAA
This is a messenger RNA of Anastrepha ludens (Mexican fruit fly), 5286 nucleotides long. RefSeq lists its product as uncharacterized. Gene Ontology annotation, molecular function: nucleic acid binding; zinc ion binding. NCBI's taxonomy places the organism in Eukaryota, Metazoa, Arthropoda, Insecta, Diptera, Tephritidae. Gene Ontology annotation, biological process: DNA integration. The coding region runs from base 1 to 5286 and encodes 1761 amino acids. The record is from RefSeq and is a predicted model, not a curated record. The transcript has a single exon.